AUGAGGAUUCCCAUUGCUGUGCAGCUUGGGCUGCUGGUAUUGCUGACUGCGGUCUCGGGGGUCGCGGUCCUAGCCAUCGCAACGUGGUUCACUACCUAUAACUUUGUUGUGGAUGUCGAAUCGAAGGGCCUCGAACUUGUCGCGACCACCAAGGCCAGUCAGAUCGCUUCAAAUUUGGACCUUCUCGAAACAACCUGUAAAACCAUCGCCACACGAAUUCUAAUCCAAUCAGCCUUGAAACGGUAUUAUGCGGGAAACAAUACCGACGAGAACUGGACCAAUUCCAAAGCGGAUGUUCAAUCGGCCCUCGGUAGUCGAGGAUAUUUGGAUCUUUACCAGGCUAUCAUUUAUUCAAAGAACGGUCAUGGGGGACACAUGACCUUGCUAAACCAGACCAGUGACACUGCUCCGGAUAUCACCCUUCCAUAUUCGUACCCGAACGGGACUUCUGUGCAAUUGGGAAAUGACGGACUGGGCUACCCUCCUUCUCUGUACCCAAAUCUGACGUACCAGGGCGGACCAGGUGCUAACGACUCUGCGGUUGUCCAUCCAUUCCCUGAUUAUGUGCUUGGAUUGGACUCGGCACUCCUUCUUGGUCCAUUGAAAGUCAACAAUUCCUUCUCCCUCUUGUCAUUGACUUUGCCUAUUGUCAACAACACAUCAGAUACAGAAAUCUUGGGCUUUAUAACUAUUGUUGCUAGCGCCGCGAACUUACAGGGUGUGGUUAGCUCGCGCGAUGGGCUGGGAAAUACCGGCCAAGUUCUCCUCAUUGGACCUUCACGACCAGCAAACAUCUUCCCUUCUAGUGAGCAACCCGCAACAUCUACAUCUGGCGCCCGUGUCGCUGGUCUGAGUGGAGCGCGGGUUCACUACGUCUUCGAGCCUACCCCUUUGCCCACCCAAGUCAGCCGGCAUAGCGGCAUGUCGACCGAUACGCCGUUUGUUCUUUCUACAUAUCCGAUGGCUCUACAAGUCAUGUUACAGUCGUACCAGAGCGCGGGCAAUGCUAUCAGUGAUCUGUCGGCUCGAAACGAGCGAGGAGCAAGCGUUGCCGUUGGCGCAGUUCGCCUGCAAAGCACACUCGCCGAAUGGGUUCUUCUCGUAGAAGAGACUCACGCAGAAGCAUUUUCAGCAGUUUCCAGAUUACGGAAGAUAAUUCUUGCAUGCGUUUUUGGCACAGCGGGCGCUAUUCUCCUCUUAGUCCCUCUCUUGACUCACUGGGCAGUUGCUCCCAUCCGAAGAUUACGCGCAGCAGCCCAAAAGUCCGUCGAGCCCGAGAUUAUACCACACCGUCUCGGCUCGGGGCCACAACGGAUUGAAUUCGAAGCCGACGAUGAACAGGGCGAUUCAUUUGAGCGAAUAGUGGAACACAUGGAUGAGAAAAGCUCUCCUGGCACGUGGGCGAAACGCCUCCGACGCCCCUUGGGGCGAUUCAACAGUUCCGCAACCGUCCACACUGCAAAGACCUCCCGGGGCUUCCAGAUACCGGCCAGGGUCAAGGAAAGAAGACAUUGCGUCACCGAUGAGCUCACGGAGCUGACGAAAACUUACAAUGAGAUGUCGGAUGAGCUUACAAUUCAGUACAACCGGCUAGAAGAGCGAGUGGCUGAGCGCACCAGAGAGCUUGAAAAGGCCAAAUUGGCUGCGGAGACUGCCAACGAGACUCAAAACCCCCUCAAUGGAAUCCUCGGAAUGUGUGCUGUGUGUAUGGGCGAGGAGGACCUGUCCCGAAUCAAAAAGUCGCUUCAAGUGGUCUAUCAGUCGGGCGAUCUUCUUCUGCACCUCUUGAACGAUUUGCUCACAUUCAGCAAGAAUCAAAUUGACCAGGCUAUCCAGAUCGAGGAAAAGGAGUUCAAGUUGUCUGAUGUUCGAGCGCAACUGGCUAUCAUCUUCCAAAAUCAAGUCAACGAGAAGAAUAUUGACUUCAGCGUCAACUUUGUGUCUGGUGGAGUGAUCGAGCCAAAAGGCACUGUAUGUCGCGAAAACGGAUUGGAGCGCAGCUAUUCAGGUUUGGGCUCAACACAGCCUGGCAGAAUGGCAGACAUGGUCCUCUGGGGCGAUCAACAUCGAAUCCUCCAGGUACUCAUCAAUUUGGUCAGUAACAGUCUCAAAUUUACACCUGAGAAUGGGAAAGUAGAAGUUCGCAUCCGCCUUGUGGACGAGCCCUUGAGACUCGAGACCCAUGACCCGGCUUUGAAAGAUACGACUCGAUACAACUCGCGACUACGAUCACACACCGGCUCGAGCGUCAACUCAUCGAUGCAAGGGACUGCGGAUACAACCGAGGGUCAAACCAAGGGACAACGGGUGUCACUGUCCAAUCUUCGCCAGCUUAACUUCCAGUUUGAAGUUCAAGAUAACGGGCCAGGUAUUCCUGCCCAUCUCCACCGGCGUAUAUUUGAUCCUUUCGUCCAAGGUGACUUAGGAUUGAAUCGGAAAUACGGUGGAACUGGCUUGGGUCUCAGCAUCUGUGCUCAGUUAUCACGUAUUAUGGGAGGUGACAUUCUGCUAGACAGCGAAGAAGGCAAAGGAUCUCUUUUCACUUUGAAAAUCCCCCUGGGGUAUGUCAAAGAAGUGCCCCCAAGCACACAUGCUUCGAGCAUCCCAGGAUCGCGGACUCCUAGUGUCUUGUCCUUGGAAGACUUCUCCCACGCCGCGCGAACACCCUCAAAUCACGGAUCUGUCAGGAACGAAACCCCUGCGCCUGGGUUCGAGAAAUCGGAAAUUCAACCUCGUUUGGUGGGACUGAGCCAACCAUUCUUCACACCGACCGUUCCCUCACCUCCUGCAUCAGCACCGAGCAAUCUUUCAUCCAAGAAAAGCUCAUCCGACACGAAAAGGAUCCGUGUGUUGGUUGCUGAAGAUAACACUGUGAACCAGGAAGUAGUUCGACGGAUGCUUGCGCUGGAGGAGGUCUAUGAUGUGACAAUUGUCAAAGACGGCCAGGAGGCCUACGACACCGUUAAAUCAAAUAUGGAAAAGGGAGAUGUGUUUGAUCUAAUCUUUAUGGAUAUCCAAAUGCCGAUCCUCGAUGGUCUCGAGAGCACCCGACUUAUACGACAGAUGGGCUACUCCGCGCCCAUUGUCGCAUUAAGUGCUUUUGCAGAAGAAAGCAACAUCAAGGACUGUAUGGAUUGUGGAAUGGAUAUGUUCAUAAGUAAACCUAUUCGAAGACCUGCGUUGAAGCAAGUCCUUAGCAAAUUUUCUACCAUCAUUGAGGAGGCCGAAACCGGCCCUUGA
Messenger RNA from Penicillium coprophilum, 3240 nucleotides. It is a transcript of the gene tcsB, whose product is annotated as putative sensor histidine kinase/response regulator TcsB/Sln1. NCBI's taxonomy places the organism in Eukaryota, Fungi, Ascomycota, Eurotiomycetes, Eurotiales, Aspergillaceae. The transcript has 8 exons. Bases 1 to 3240 code for a protein of 1079 amino acids. The record is from RefSeq and is a predicted model, not a curated record. Gene Ontology annotation, biological process: phosphorelay signal transduction system; phosphorylation. Gene Ontology annotation, molecular function: phosphorelay sensor kinase activity.